AAACCCAGGGUUGUACUUACUAUAUGCAACCAACCAGGUCGAUCCUUCCAUUGAAUCUCAGAUCGAAACUAGCCAGCAUCUAAAAUAAUAUAACCCACUUGCCCGCAAGCACUACCUCUACUAGUACUAUUCAUGGAGCCUCCAUCCAACCCAGCCUUCCUAAACGCCAAAUACCCAGCCCUCUCUCCCACGACUCGCACACGAUUCGAAGAAGCACUCAUCGAGUCUAGCAUACCGCCACCAUCCUACAACAUGGUCGUUGAUCCUCACGAUCCGAUUCCGAAUCUCUCCAAUCCGUACGACCCGGGGGAAGAUAAGGAUGAGGAUGAUGAGGAUGAGGAGAGCGAUAUCCCAGAUAUUACGAUCAAUGCAGCGACACAGAUCCGGGGGCAUGGGAAUAUUAUUAGUAUGCCGCCGAUGGAUAGUGCGAAGAUAGCGGGCAUGUUGUAUACGAUGUUGAAUGGGUGUCCACCACCGCAACCACGGCCUCAGCCUCAGUCUCACGCGCAAGGUCCUCUGGCACAGGGUCAAGCGUCAAGCGCAUCCAAUGCUAAUACUCAAUCGCCUGGCCAAACUCGACAGACAUUUUCCUUAGGGAAACCGUUUCAGAAAAUCAACAUCACUGUUAACUGUGGUGCGACUAUUAUCGGCGACCGCAACAUAGUGGGUCCUGGACUGGGCGAAAUCGCGCGCCAGAUAAGCACUGGGAACAGGAAUCCGGGGCAGGCUGCUCCACUACCCCCGUCGAGUCGGACGUCAAGUCUUGAGGGUGAGAAUACGGGGAUUAGAGCAAAGAGGAAGGCCGAAGGGGAUGCCGAUGGGGCUCCCGGGGCUAAGAAGGGCAACUCUUCGGAAUAA
Lindgomyces ingoldianus is the source of this 858-nucleotide messenger RNA. RefSeq lists its product as uncharacterized. The record is from RefSeq and is a predicted model, not a curated record. The transcript has a single exon. NCBI's taxonomy places the organism in Eukaryota, Fungi, Ascomycota, Dothideomycetes, Pleosporales, Lindgomycetaceae. The coding region runs from base 133 to 858 and encodes 241 amino acids.